Messenger RNA from Polistes canadensis, 1944 nucleotides. Its product is annotated as E3 ubiquitin-protein ligase RNF181-like. The transcript is spliced from 2 exons. Bases 101 to 541 code for a protein of 146 amino acids. Gene Ontology annotation, molecular function: ubiquitin protein ligase activity. The record is from RefSeq and is a predicted model, not a curated record. Gene Ontology annotation, biological process: protein ubiquitination. Gene Ontology annotation, cellular component: cytoplasm. Lineage: Eukaryota; Metazoa; Arthropoda; Insecta; Hymenoptera; Vespidae.
UGUCAGUAUGACUAGAGAUUUUUAUAGAGACACACUCACUUCGUUAUUUGAGUGAAGAAUUCACGGUGAAUACUCUAGAGCAUUGAAACAUUUGAACAAAAUGUCGGACUAUUUUGAGGAAAUGGGUUGGACCCCAUUGGGCGAUGGUGAGGCACCAAAUCAUUUAAUACAAAUGGCGCGAUUGUUGAGAGAUUUUGGUAUGUGGGAAUUGCUUGGUCAAGAUAAAAGAUUGCCACCACCUGCAUCUAAAGCAGCACUGAAUACUUUAGAAGACAUCAAAAUAUCUUCAAAUGAAUCAAAACAGUGUCCUGUUUGUUUGAAAGAAUUUGAAAUGAAUAACUUGGUCAAAACUUUACCCUGUCGUCACACUUUUCACAAGGAAUGCAUUAUUCCGUGGUUGGAAAAGACCAACUCGUGUCCACUUUGCCGAUACGAAUUACCGACCGAUGACGAAGACUAUGAAAUGUAUAGGAAGGAAAAGAAGAGAUCUGCAGAAAGGGAAAAAGAUCUAGAGACUUUACAUAAUUCUAUGUUCAUGUAGCGAAAUAGAAAGAGCGGCAAUCGUUCUAAAUUUAAUAAGCUUAUGAAAUAUUUAUCUCGUCGAGUAUUUCAUAAUUCCUUUCCAUCGGUAAUAUAAUGCGAUCUACAAAUGUUAUCGACAACAGGUUAAUUCAAUUCGAUCUAGAAAAUUCGAUACUUUUUCUAUCGUUACCAGAGUACAAUCAUUUAAUUUACAUUUACAGUUAGUCAUAUUAUAGCUUUGUAUUUAUUAUAAAUAAGAGUAAAAAUAAAACUUGAAUGAAAGUAAAUGAAUUAUUGGGAAUGGGUAAAUUAGAUUUAUAAGUAGGUCAUGUAAUUAAUAGUAAGUAUAACGAAGCAACGAGUAUAGGCCAAUAAAAAGUCGAUGAUUAUUAAUAGGAAAUAAUGUUUAUUAUACAGUGUACAUAUUUAUUAACUUCAUUUAUUUUAUUUCUGUUAUAAAUUUUAUAUUAAUAAUUAUAUUAUGCUUUGCCGAGCGACGAAUGCCUUAAUCAGUGUGCGCUUAGACUAUAACAAUCUCCGUAAAAAGUAUAGAAACUUCUGCUUUUUAUUUUGUUUAUUUAUUAUUAUUAUUUUUUUUUACUUUUUAAUUGCCUCUAUCUCUUUCUUUCUUCUCCCUGCUCCCUCUCUCUCCCUCUCCCUCUCCCUCUCCCUCUCGCUCUGCCCCCCUUUCUCACUUUUUAUUUUUCCCCCGUCUAGUUCUUCGUUUUUUAAACCCUGGAACGCGACCACCAUUUGAGUCUUUACCCAGCAAAGAGAAUCGCCAAAAUAUGUCGCGCUGAAAACGGCAUAAUCGUUCGGCAUAUACAAAUAAAUAAUAGUACUGUCGAAGUUAAAGUAAUUGGCGGUUUAUUCUUUUUUUUUUUGUUCAUUUUUCUUUCUUUUUUCUUGUCUCUUAUUUUCAUCAUUUUUUAUUAUAAUUAUAAUUAUUAUUAUUAUUUUUUUUUUUCUCUUAUUUCUCGUCGGUAAUGCCAUUUCCGAAAGAAUGGCACGUAUCGCCGCCGCGCCCUAAAAUAUUCCCUUUUUCUUCGGACGCGGCCAUUUUCCACAAAAAUCUUCUCCUUCCCCACAUUUGCGAAUAAUACUUAAACCCUAAGGUUAAAAGUAUCUCGUUUUAUUAAUUAUUUAUAUAAUAUGCGUAAUAAUAUAAAUAAUGUCGUUAAUAUACCUAUCAUAAUUACCGUUUCUUUAAUAAUAAACUAUCUGAAUGGUAUAUUUUCUUUCUGCUAAUGGCCAUUUCCGUAAUAGCUAGAUUUCUUUUUUUUUGUUAUUUAUUUAUUUAUUUAUCUUUUUAUGUAGUCUGUAUAUGCGAGCUCCAAGUGGGAUAAGGUACGUCGUACAGAGAAUUUUAUUCGGCUCGGCGUUUAUUACACAUAAGAAAGAACGGAAACGAAAAAGACGAAC